Penicillium daleae is the source of this 741-nucleotide messenger RNA. RefSeq names its product dienelactone hydrolase family protein. The record is from RefSeq and is a predicted model, not a curated record. The coding region runs from base 1 to 741 and encodes 246 amino acids. The transcript has 2 exons. Gene Ontology annotation, molecular function: hydrolase activity. Lineage: Eukaryota; Fungi; Ascomycota; Eurotiomycetes; Eurotiales; Aspergillaceae.
AUGAACGACUGCUGCGUGAAAGGCUUCAAGUGGGAUGGACAGCCACAGGGUCACAUUGAAACGACCUCGUCUGGCGUGUCGACAUAUGUAGUGGGCUCUAAUCCAGAGGCUGCUAUCUUGGUCAUCCAUGAUCUAUUCGGCUGGACUUUUCCCAACACCAGGCUACUGGCAGACGCAUACGCAGAGGGUGCAAACGCCACUGUCUACGUCCCUGACUUCUUCGGCGGCGAGGUCCUCCCAUCCGAUAUCCUACGCAAGGACCCAUCCGAAUGGGGACCCCUUGAUCUUCCUGGUUUCACAUCCCGCAAUAGCAAGGAAGUGCGCGAGCCCGAGAUCUUCGCCUUUGCAAGAGACUUGCGAGCCAAAUACCAACACGUCGGCGCCAUCGGAUUCUGCUACGGCGGUUGGGCCGUAUUCCGACUUGGAGCUAAGACAAGCGGAAGAUUAGUGGACUGUAUCUCCACUGCACACCCAUCGUGGCUCACCAAAGAGGAAAUUGAGAAUGUUGAUGUUCCAGUGCAGAUUCUGGCACCUGAGAUUGAUCCAGUGUUCACGCCGGAGCUGAAGGAUUUGUGCAAUCGUGUUAUACCUUCACUGGGACUUGACUAUGAUUAUCAACAUUUCCCAGCUUUGGAGCAUAGCUUUGCCGUGAGAGGAAACAAGGAGAAUGAAGCCGAGUUGAAGGGGCUUGUACGAGCAAAGAAUGCUGCUAUUUAUUGGUUCAAUCAAUAUCUACAUUGA